Molecule: messenger RNA, 228 nt
Organism: Clunio marinus
Lineage: Eukaryota; Metazoa; Arthropoda; Insecta; Diptera; Chironomidae
Source: the annotation of a GenBank genome assembly
AUGUUUAAUUACGAAACAUAUUUCCUAAUGUCACUUAAUAAAGCAAGACAACUUUCUUAUGAUAAACGUCUUCUCUUAAGCAAUUUCUCUGCAAUUGUAAAUUUCUUAGAAGGUCAUCCAUUUGUCCAUUUAUUGGUCAUCAAAAUACUGUCAAAGGCUUAUGGAAUAUUAUUCUCAUAUGCGUCAACUUCUGCUACUCAAAAAAGCAUUCAGAGGCAAUUUUUGUGA